UUCUGUCGAUCAGUCAAGUCGCCGUAUUCGUGGCGAGAGAGUGUCUUUUGUCGGAAUUAUCGACCAAUCGUGUUUAUUUUGAUUUCACACCGGAACUUUUGUUAUAGUGUACUUUGAAAUAAGCAUGGUUAACAAAAUGUACUUCGGCGGUGUCGAAGGAGGCGCAACACAUUCAAACCUGGUCAUCUGCGACGAAACCGGCAAAGUAGUUGCUACAUCUAAAGGCCCCGGUACGAAUCAUUGGCAACUUGGUAUAGAAGAAUGUGCCACAAGGAUCAUAGACAUGAUACACACUGCUAAGGAAGAUGCUGGGUUCCCAUUGGACAAACCUUUAGAUUCCUUGGGCCUCACCCUCUCAGGGUGCGAGCAGGAAAGCAGUAACAAGGAGCUGGCGGAACGAGUGAGACAGAAAGACCCAGCAUGUGCUAGAAGAGUCCACGUGGCUUCAGACACAGCUGGCUCGCUGUUCACUGGGGCUCCUAAUGGAGGCAUGGUGCUUAUAGCUGGCACGGGAUCAAACGCGUUGUUGUACAAUGGAAAACAGCAGUACGGAUGUGGUGGUUGGGGCUUUCUUUUAGGAGAUGAAGGAGGAGCUUACUGGAUAGCUCACCGUGCCGUAAAGACCAUCUUCGACGAAGAAGAUGGUUUGCGUCCCUCACCACAUUCCAUUCACGCCGUCUGGGAGGUCAUCAAGGAACACUUCGGAACAGAGAACAGAGUGGACCUACUACCUCAUGCUUAUAAGAAUUUUGAUAAGUCCAAUUUCGCUGGUCUAACUAUGAAACUGUCCCACCUCGCCCUCCGAGGCGACGCUCUCUCACGGCACCUGUUCGCAGAAGCCGGCAGCGCACUGGCAGCGCACGUGGCCGCACUUGUCCCAAAGACGAAUGCGAGGCAUGUGCGAGUCGUAUGCGUUGGCUCUGUGUGGAACAGCUGGGAACUGUUGAAGCCUGGAGCGCUGAAAGAGCUUAAUAUUAGGAGGGUGAAACCCGAGCUAGAGCUCGUCAGACUCCGCGUCUCAAGCGCCAUGGGCGCCGCCUGGCUAGCAGCAAAGCAGCUCGACUACGAGCUGCCCCGAGACGACGCGGCUUUCUGCGAGAUCUUCUACACGUAUACGCCUGAACACCACAUGAAUGGGAACGGGAAGAUGAAUGGGAUUAGUGGGAACUGCGGUGCAACAGCGGGCGUUGUAGGUUAUGUAUCUUUAAAGGAGCGUGUUUCGGCCGCUACGGUCUCAAAUAACGGUCUGCAAGGUAGAAGGGACAAGUUUAAUUUUAUUUCUGAUGUGGUGGCUGUUUCGGCGCCGUCCGUGGUCUAUAUAGAGAUAAAAGACAGUCGGCGUAUGGACUUGUUUUCUGGAGAGCCUAUAACGUUGUCAAAUGGUUCUGGGUUUAUUGUGAAGGAGGAUGGACUGAUAUUAACGAACGCUCAUGUGGUGGUGAAUAAACCGAACGCUAGCGUGCGAGUAAAGUUAUCGGAUGGCUCCGUCCACUUUGGUGUAGUAGAGGAUGUAGACAUGAAGUCAGACCUGGCGACACUCCGGAUCCCGGUGCGGGGGCUGCCUAUAAUGAAGCUAGGAUGCUCCGCAGACCUCAAGCCUGGCGAGUGGGUUGUGGCCAUGGGCAGUCCCCUGGCUCUCAGCAAUACAGUGACCGCUGGUGUAGUGAGCUCUACUCAGAGAGGCAGUGAGGAGCUUGGCCUACGAGGCAAAGACAUGGUGUACAUACAGACCGACGCGCCCAUAACGUUCGGCAACAGCGGAGGCCCUCUAGUAAACCUGGACGGAGAGGCGAUCGGUAUUAACAGUAUGAAAGUCACUUCGGGUAUCUCCUUCGCUAUACCCAUCGAUUAUGUCAAGGAGUUUCUGGAGAAACGGAAAACUAAGUCCCCACAAGUGUCCCGGCGGUACCUCGGGAUCACGAUGUUGUCGCUGACUCCCAACAUACUGAUGGAACUCAGGAUGAGGAAUCCAGAGAUGCCCAAAGACAUAGAUCAUGGAAUCCUGGUGUGGAAAGUUAUCAUUGGAUCGCCUGCUUACAAUGGCGGCCUGCAACCAGGCGACAUAGUGACCAAUAUUAACGGUAAACCCGUUCAGACAGCGACCGACGUGUACGCCAUCUUGGAAAACAGCAGCGGCCUGCUCAAGAUCGAUGUCGUUAGAGGGAGAGGGCGGAUGGCUCUCACUGUCACUCCGGAACAACAUUGACAAUAGUUAUACUUUUACAACGUUAGGCUUGGAGAAUAAGUCGGCAUUUAAAACGGAAAGUACCGAAACUAGAAUUAAAUACCGAUAGCGAAACCAGAAUCAAUAACUGAAAUCAAAAUUACAAGCCGAGACCAAAAUCUAAAACCGAUAUUAGACUAAAUAGAUGAAGGUAGGGAUAAGUAGUUCAACUGUCAAAUUAAACUACAAUACUGUUUAACACAUUCAGUGCCGAAAACCCGACUAACAGGUAUUUUAUGAUUUCGUUCCCAGGCCGGACGACCCGAUAGUCGGGAUCGUGAUACUACUGCUUUAUAUAACGAAAUUGUUGUGGCCUGGCGCGGACGUCUUGUUUGGCUGGGUGGCAAUGAAUGUGUUAAAUGUGUAUUUUGUUGAUAAUCAGAAAUCCAAACCAUACUCAAAAAUAACAACAGCCAAAAUUAAAAUACUUAAAUAUCGUUGACCGAAAUAGAUGAUGGAGGUAGGGACAACCAAACUGUCAAUGGUCUACAAAUCUACAAUUCAAUUUGACUGGUUUAUUUAGUAUCAAAGAGAAUAGAUAGUAUAGAGGGGUCCUGUCAUAGUAAAUUUUGUAGUCACAGUAAAUUUACUGCCAUCUAUCGACACACGACUAAAACUCAAAAUGAAAACGUAUAAAAUUAUCAAAAAAAUGUAUAUAUAUGGAUAAAUGAUUUUAUUAUUUUUAUAUCAUUUUGACCCAUGGUUCAUUCACUGAUAUCUAUGUGUUAAAAUUGUUAAAUAUGAAACGGUGUCGUCACGCCAUCUAGCCGAGCAUAGGCCAAAGGUGUGUGCGCCAUCUAUCCGAGAAUGACUUUUUCUUGAUUUCCGAGGCACGUUUGCUCCUUAGACUUUAUUCAUCUUAUACGAAGUUACAUAUGUCUUUGUUUAGUAUAUAACACAACCUAAUAAUGUAACAUUAAAACCUCACUGCCAUAUUUCGUUUUCAUGAAAUGAUAUGUACCUACCUUUUAUUAAUACGUAACCGUUGUUUUCACCUCCAUGAUUUUUUCUGCCUGAUUUAUAUAUUUUUGUAAAUAGUUUUUUAUAAUGCAAGGCAUAUUUUUAUUGUUAAUUUAGUUACGUAUCUAUAAGUAUGUAUUGAGUUGAGAUUAAAAGAUUUCACUAA
Cydia splendana is the source of this 3350-nucleotide messenger RNA. RefSeq names its product serine protease HTRA2, mitochondrial-like (gene HtrA2). The record is from RefSeq and is a predicted model, not a curated record. Bases 125 to 2206 code for a protein of 693 amino acids. Gene Ontology annotation, molecular function: protein binding; serine-type endopeptidase activity. Gene Ontology annotation, biological process: positive regulation of apoptotic process; programmed cell death; proteolysis. Lineage: Eukaryota; Metazoa; Arthropoda; Insecta; Lepidoptera; Tortricidae. The transcript is spliced from 15 exons.